Spea bombifrons (plains spadefoot toad) is the source of this 2113-nucleotide messenger RNA. RefSeq names its product peptidylprolyl isomerase domain and WD repeat containing 1 (gene PPWD1). Lineage: Eukaryota; Metazoa; Chordata; Amphibia; Anura; Pelobatidae. Gene Ontology annotation, molecular function: peptidyl-prolyl cis-trans isomerase activity; protein binding. The transcript has 11 exons. The coding region runs from base 14 to 1981 and encodes 655 amino acids. Gene Ontology annotation, biological process: protein peptidyl-prolyl isomerization. The record is from RefSeq and is a predicted model, not a curated record.
GACGCGGGCAAGCAUGGCGGAGAGGAAGAGAAAGUCUAGACACCGGAGCAACAGCAGCAGUAGCAGCAGUUCUAGUAGUUCCAGUAACGAGGAGGAAAGGGUACCGAGGCGAGAUGAGCAGCAGCAGCAGCAGCAGCAGCAGCAGCAGCAGCAGCAGCAGCAUGAGGAGGAAGAGACGGAAGAACGCUGGGUGGGACCGAUGCCCACCGAGGCUUCCCAGAGCAAGAAGAGGAAAGUUCUUGAGUUUGAAAAAGUUUACUUGGACAACCUUCCCAGUGCCUCGAUGUAUGAGCGCAGUUACAUGCACAGAGAUGUGAUCACACACAUUGUAUGUACCAAGACAGACUUUAUUAUAACUGCCAGUCACGAUGGGCAUGUGAAGUUCUGGAAGAAAGUAGAAGAAGGGAUCGAAUUUGUAAAGCAUUUUCGGAGCCAUUUAGGAGUGAUUGAGAGUAUCGCAGCCAGUGUUGAAGGAGCUCUUCUCUGUUCUGUUGGAGAAGACCAAGCAAUGAAAGUAUUUGAUGUGGUGAACUUCGACAUGAUCAAUAUGUUGAAACUUGGCUUUCACCCUGGGCAGUCUGAGUGGAUUUAUUGCCCUGGAGAUGCGAUCUCGGCGGUGGCUUGCUCAGAAAAGAGUACCGGAAAGAUCUUUGUAUACGACGGCCGUGGGGACAACAAGCCGAUGCAUGUAUUCUCCAAGCUGCACUCCUCUCCGCUAACCGCAGUCCGACUCAAUCCCGUGUAUAAAGUCGUUGUGUCGUCUGAUAAAAGCGGGAUGAUAGAAUACUGGACUGGCCCUCCGAAGGGAUACAAAUUUCCCAACAAUGUCAAUUGGGAGUUCAAGACCGACACGGAUUUGUAUGAGUUUGCCAAAUGUAAGGCGUAUUCUACCAGUAUAAGUUUUUCCCCAGAUGGCCAAAAAAUGGCCACCGUCGGAUCUGACCGGAAAGUUCGAAUAUUCCGUUUUUUGACUGGAAAACUCAUGCGGGUGUUCGACGAGUCUUUGAGCAUGUUCACAGAACUCCAGCAGAUGAGGCAACAGCUUCCGGACAUGGAGUUUGGACGACGCAUGGCGGUGGAACGGGAGCUGGAGAAAGUAGAUGCAAUAAAACUCAUGAAUAUCAUUUUUGAUGAGACUGGACACUUCGUAUUGUAUGGGACAAUGCUCGGAAUCAAGGUUAUCAAUGUUGAAACCAACAGAUGUGUGCGUAUUCUGGGUAAGCAGGAGAACAUCAGGGCGAUGCAGCUCGCUCUUUUCCAAGGAGUGGCUAGGAAGCAUCGCGCUGCCACCACGGUAGAGAUGAAAGCCUCGGAUAAUCCUGUCCUCCAGAGCGCCCAGGCUGACCCCACCAUUGUAUGCACAGCCUUCAAAAAGAAUCGCUUUUACGUGUUUACCAAAAGGGAACCAGAAGACACAAAAAGUGCGGACUCAGACAGAGACGUAUUCAAUGAAAAACCCUCAAAAGAAGAAGUUAUGGCUGCCACUCAAGCAGAUGGACCAAAACGUGUUUCUGACAGCGCCAUUAUUCAUACCAGCAUGGGAGACCUUCACGUCAAGCUGUUCCCCGUGGAGUGUCCCAAAACGGUGGAAAACUUUUGUGUCCAUAGCAGAAAUGGUUACUACAACAGCCAUGUUUUUCACAGAAUCAUUAAGGGAUUCAUGAUUCAAACUGGUGAUCCAACCGGCACUGGAAUGGGAGGUGAGAGUAUAUGGGGUGGAGAAUUUGAGGAUGAGUUCCACGCCACAUUGCGGCAUGACCGGCCCUACACUUUGAGCAUGGCCAACGCUGGCUCCAACACCAAUGGAUCCCAGUUCUUCGUUACCGUCGUACCAACGCCUUGGCUCGACAACAAACACACUGUAUUUGGGCGAGUUACUAAAGGAAUGGAAGUUGUCCAAAGAAUUUCAAACAUCAAGGUUAACCCGAAAACAGACAAACCGUAUGAAGACAUCACCAUAAUCAGCAUUACUGUCAAAUAAGCCCAUGUUUUUAAACCGUAAUGAGAAUGUACAUAAGUCUUUUUUGUUUUUCUUUUUAUAAAAUGCUUGGGAUGGAGGAGAAUAUUUUGCAAAUUGAAAAUGUUCCUCAAUAAUUAAAAUCUACGGAACUGA